UCUCUCUGUCUCUCUCAGUCUAUGUCACAUUCUAACUCCUCUGUUACUAUCUCCAAGUUUCUUCUGUAGGUCCCGUGGAGUGACACAGAUGGGGGUUACAAUGAAAGGAGAAGGGAAGGGUGUGAUGAAAUCCAAAAUGAAGUGUGUGGGCUUGAUUGGGCUCGUUCUAUCGGCGUUUUCUCUGUUUGUGCACUUUUUGCUUGCGAGAUUCACUGAUAAGGGCAUUGCGGAAUAUCAAUCUUCAAUCACAAUCUUCUCCUGGAGACCAACUUUUGAAUCUUAUGACUUGGCCAUAACUAGUCCAUUGUAUAGACGAUUAUGGGGUCCAGUGAAGCAUCUUGAACCUUUACUUCCAGAUGCAAAUCCCAGAACAUACUAUGAUGAUCCAAGUUCACAAACAACUGGGUUUAUUUUUGUCAAGAUACAAGGAGGUUUCCAUGAGAUCAGGAACUCUAUAAGUGAUGUGGUUGCGGUUUCUCGUUUUCUAAAUGCUACCUUAGUUAUUCCUGAGAUUCUAUCGACAACUAGCAGCAAAGGAAUAAGCUCACAAUUCAAGAGUUUUGCCUAUCUCUAUGAUGUGGACCAAUUCAUGAUAACCCUAGAAAAAGAUGUCAAGAUGGUGAAAACCCUUCCAAAAAACCUUAAAGGUGCAAGGAGAAAGAAGGAGAUCCCAGUAUUUAAAGUUCCGUACUCCGCUUCGCCUUAUUAUUAUUUGCAACAUGUUCUCCCAGUAUUGAAUAAGCAUUCAGUUGUUGAACUAGUUGUCGGAGAUGGUGGAUGCUUGCAGGACACCCUUCCUCCUCAUUUUGAGGAAUACCAAAGGCUAAGAUGUAGGGUUGCUUUCCACGCCUUACAGUUCAGACAGGAGGUCCUGGAACUUGCUCAGAGAGUCCUGCAGAGAUUACGAUCUCCAGGCCGUCCAUAUAUAGCUUUUGAUCCUGGGAUGACUCGAGAUGCUUUGGCAUAUCAUGGUUGUGCCAAACUUUUUCAGGAUGUGCAUACUGAACUCAUUCAGCACAAGCGAUCUUGGAUGAUGAAACGUGGGAUUGUAAAGGGCAAGCUGUCUGUAAAUUCAGAGGACCAGCGCCUUAAUGGAUCUUGUCCAUUGAUGCCGGAAGAGAUUGGCAUUAUUCUUCGUGCAUAUGGAUACUCAAGGGACACAAUUAUAUAUGUAUCCGGUGGUGAAGUUUUCGGUGGACAAAGAACACUAAUUCCUCUUCGUGCAAUGUUUGAGAAUGUUAUUGAUAGAUCUUCUCUCACAAUGGGGUGGGAGCUUAGUAGAAUUUAUGGUCGUGAGGCUAACCUCGAAAGCUAUCCAAAAUCUCCACCUUCCGUUGUGGAAGAUAGGAAGGCUGUAGAGUGGAAAUUUGCGGGUCCAAGGCCUCGCCCACUUCCACCCCCUCCCGCCAGACCCAAAACUUACAACAUUGAAGGUUGGUGGGGUUGGGUUGCAGAGAGCAACAAUGAGCCUGAUAGUACAGUGAUUGAGCUGAGGACUAAUGCCCAUAAAUUACUAUGGGAAGCAAUUGAUUAUGUAAUUUGUGUUGAAGCUGAUGUAUUCAUCCCUGGAUUUGAUCGUGAUGGCAAGGGACGUCCAAAUUUUGCAAGUUUGAUCAUGGGGCACAGGCUUUAUCAGUCGGCUGCAUCUAAAACAUACAGACUGAACAGUCACUACAGGAAAGAGCUGGCAAAUCUUUUAGAAAAUAAUCAUCGUGAUUUGUACCAUGCAAAUCAUACAUGGUUGACCUCGAUACGUCGGCUUCUGACAAGAAGUUUAGUUAAUGGAUUAACAGAAGCAUCCAACGAAUCUAAGCCGUUAUCUUUUCUCUCACACCCAGUUCCUGAAUGUUCUUGCUUGAGGCGCGUUCCUGCUGAAAUGUCAUUUAAUUAUUCAAGUCCAACUCACAUUCAAGUUCAGGCUGCCCUUGGAGUUAGGAACCAUUGCCCUGCUUGGAUGGACCAUGGCUCGAUCUCACACUCAAAAGACAAGGAGACCGAAGAGGACAUCGAUGAAGAUGAUUCAUUGUCAUCAGGUUUAUUCUUUAAGUAUAAUAGUAGCCGUGAAAGCAUAGGUGAAGAAAUGAAUAAAGAGGAAGCUCAACUAGAUGACCAAGAUGAAGACGGUCGAGAAUAAUACGGAAAUAAGCUUUAUUGUGCUCGAGUACUGGUCUUUAGGAGCUGUAUAUAAUCAUUUGUUGAUUCUUGGAAUGGUCAGAAAGGACGUGGCUUCUGUGUCAAUGCGACGCAAGGAGAAGGAAAUUCACCCUAGAAAGUUGGCUCACAUCAGUAGGAAUUCAUCAGUUCAGGUACAAGUACGCAUCCAUAUUUAUGCUGGUUAUGUCAAGUAGUUAAAGCCUGCCUCCUUUUAAAGGAAAAAAAAAGUAUGAUGUUUAGCUUAACCCCAAAAUCAAUUUUGAUCUUCAGUAGCUUGCUUUCCAUUGUAUUGAGUUGUUUUAAGUAGAGGGCAGCACCUGCAGUUGAUGUAAGAUUGGUCAAAAGCCAAAGUGGGUAGAUAUUAUUAACCUUUGAUUGACUGUAUGGAUUCUUUUUGUGCUUGGCUGGAGAUGUCUGCUUAAACAUGACAAAGCACUCUAAUGGGAUUUUGUUCUCUCUUCCUCUC
This is a messenger RNA of Tripterygium wilfordii, 2620 nucleotides long. Its product is annotated as O-fucosyltransferase 27-like. The record is from RefSeq and is a predicted model, not a curated record. The coding region runs from base 89 to 2134 and encodes 681 amino acids. The transcript has 10 exons. Lineage: Eukaryota; Viridiplantae; Streptophyta; Magnoliopsida; Celastrales; Celastraceae. Gene Ontology annotation, cellular component: cytoplasm; endosome; Golgi apparatus.